Dentiscutata erythropus is the source of this 754-nucleotide messenger RNA. NCBI's taxonomy places the organism in Eukaryota, Fungi, Glomeromycota, Glomeromycetes, Diversisporales, Gigasporaceae. The record is from the annotation of a GenBank genome assembly.
AAUAAAAAUCGUCGAGAAUUCUUAUUACGUUUGAUAGCGAUUUUAAUUUUUAUUGGAGUACUAUUAUGGUUAUCAAUAAAUAAAAUAUUGAUAAUUUCUGGGGCAAUACAAGCCGAACCUUUAGUGUCAAUGUCCAUAGAUAAUUUAACUACAACUGGAUUUCCUAUUUGGAGUGGUUUUAUAUGUUCCCAAAAUCUUACUGGAAUUACAGUAGAAACACUUAAACGAGGAGGAAAUAAAGGGAAUGGUACCGAAACAGAUGACGAAGCUACUCUACUUCCCGAUUCAUAUAUAAGUAGAACCGAUACUAAUGCAUUAACUACGGGAGAUUGGACUUUAAUGACAGGAAUUUGGCCAUGUUUUUAUUUUAAUAAUUCUAAUAAAGAUUAUAAAUUCAUACCAGGAAUUGUUGAUCAACUUAUUAUAGUGGCAUUGGUUGAUGGAAAUCAAUCAAAAGUUGAUAAUGGAUUAUUAUUUGGAGUAUUUGAUGAUAUUAGACCACUUAAUGUGAUAGAACCAUUUAAUGCUGGAAUCCCUUCAAUAAAUACUUAUACUUUUACUUUAACAGAAAGAGUUGAUGUAAAUAAAAAAGAACAUUUGUAUUUUACUGUUAAUAAACAAAAUUAUCAUUCUAUUACUUUUCAAAAUGGUUCUAUUGCUGCAAGGUUUCUUUAUUCACCUGAUACUUAUUUGGCUGUAAAAUACGUAGAAACACCACAAUACACAAUUAAUGAUCUAAUUAGUGCAACUGGUG